CACACACGCACACAUACACACACACACACGCAUACAAACGAAAAACAGUAUCACGGCUUUAAACGGUUUCUCGGUUUUUAUUUUAAAUCUGUAUUUAACCUCAGAAUGAUCUCAAAGUAAAAAAAGGUGCUGAAGUCAUUUGUGAGCAUUCAGUUGAAUUAUUAUUAUCUUCAUUUAAGUGAUUUAAGUCGGACUAAUCAUAAUUAUGUACUAUAUAUAAUUCCAAACGAUUAAGUUCAAAACACAGGAAGUGUAGAAAAGUUAUCAAAAGGAAUCAGUUACACUGCUUUAGGAAAGCAACUGAAAUAGUUAAACUCCUUUUUACAUUUUAAAUAGGGUAAAAUAAGCACCUUAAUUGCUGAUUUAUAAUAUUUGGGCAAAAAAAGGAUGCAAUUCUGAUGCUCAAAAUGCAAAUCAGUGAGAUUUUUAUAACAAUACGUGUAUAAAAUGAUAUAAAUAACAGCUGUCACUCUAUAUUUCCAGUAAUAUGUCUUAUAUGUCAAACAUAUAAUGCAAUGCAACCCACCAAAGAAUGAUGUCUGAAUAGUAAAGUAAAGCUAAGCUAUUAUAAUGUUAUUCAGAUAUAUUAUGAAUAUUUAGCAGCUCUGUUUUAAAUGAUGACUGAUUCUCAGGUUCAGCAGACCCACAUGUUCAGAUGUGGUCCGAGCGAAGCCCGGUUCCUCCGCUCUCCUGGAGCUUUCCUCACAGUGACGUGCCUCCCUUCUACUCUAACAAAGUCAUCCGCCUCAAUCCCUACAACACUCCUCACGGGAUCCAGCCCGCUCCCGUUGCUCUGUUUCCACACGAGCCCAAAUAUAUACCUCAUCAGCUGACCUGUCCUCCUGGAUUUUAUCUGCCAGUAGUUUGUCAGUGCUGCACCGCUGCUUUUAUUGAAGGUGGAGAAGCAGCUCGGCCAUAUUCACAUUAUGCUUAUUACCCGCAGAACUAUUCACUAAGCCACGAUCACAACAGCAUCCAAAGCACGACCUGGCCCGCGGAGUCUCAGCGGGGCGACGUGAACCUCGACAGGGUGUUUCAGAUGGUGGAUGAGCUCCAGGGUCUGCCCAACAUCCAUGUAGCGCGAGUGGGCUCCCCUGUGAACGUCCAGCGCUCGUCCAGCCCAUCAGCUGACCUCGACCCUCCUCAGCGCUCCAGGACAGACACCUCCACGGCCUGCAGAGAGUCUGAGAAGCAAGGAGCCUGCCAACUCCAAGAAGGUCAUUCGGCAUCCCCGGAGGCCUCGGUAAAGGCUGCUACAGAGGAAGUGACUCAGGGAAGCAGCAGAGACAAACAGCACAGACUCUAGCGUUCCUGCCGUUCGGAUCAACCACACUGAGUCUUCGGGACAGCUCGUGCGGAUUCUG
Puntigrus tetrazona (Sumatra barb) is the source of this 1364-nucleotide messenger RNA. RefSeq lists its product as uncharacterized. The transcript is spliced from 5 exons. The record is from RefSeq and is a predicted model, not a curated record. Bases 656 to 1306 code for a protein of 216 amino acids. NCBI's taxonomy places the organism in Eukaryota, Metazoa, Chordata, Actinopteri, Cypriniformes, Cyprinidae.